AUGUGGCGUCGCUUCACCUCUUUACGCCCCAUCUCCACUUCCCCCAUAACCCUUCCCCACUUUACUCGCAACAGAAUGGCUUCGACCACCACGGCCUCGUCAGCGCACGGCGAUGCGCGCUUUCUUGCAGACCAGAAACCACCAGUGUGUUCGUUGGGUAUCGGGAACGCCUUUGAGGCUUUGACCAAACAAGAGAGUGAGUAGUGAAUGCGUUGGUGUGAUUGUGCGACGAGAAGGGCCGUGGCGCCUAAGGAGGUGACGCAGAGGCGAACAGAAGCCAUGUGGGGUAACCACGGCGAGUCCAGAGCCGAGACUGAACCAUUCCAUUACACUCACUCCCACAGAACUCUACUCGCACCACCUCUCCCUCGCCUCGUGGGCAGGUGCAAGGAUCAUCAUGGCCCAAACCUCCCCUCAUGCCGAAUCCAUCUUUGAUCUUCUCAUCGCGAUGUUCUCCAGUCGCGAGGAUCAUGCCAACUUGGCCGAUUUGAACGCGAUGAAGGACAAGAGUCAAGUCGGGGACCAGGAAUGGGAGGACGUAUUGGCCUAUUCGGCGCAGGUCAGUUUUAGAGCUGAGCAGCGGAGAGUGUGCGUUCGAAAAAGAGCUGACCCUCGAGUGGCCCUCGAGAGCAGGUCCUCAGCAACUUGGCCCACUUCAAGAGCUUUGGUGGUACAAAGUUCGUCCCUCGCGUCGACGUCGAAGCGUUCGAAAAGGUCGUCGCUGCCGCCGAGAGGAAGGAAGAUGUUCAAGCUCUGUGGGAAAAGGUAAGCUGCAACGCAACGCUUCCCAAAGAGGUGCGACCGUUGAGGAAUCUUGCCUUUUUUUGAACUUUACAGACCAAGCAAGAGAUCUACGCCCUCUCGCCCGUCUCCCAACUCGUCAUCGGUAAACCCAGUGCGGGCCACCUGUCCAACUACUACCCCUCCGACCCGGCCCCUUCGGACGAACACGUCGACGAGGUGCAAAACUUGUGCGACCAAAACGGCAUCUCGACGCUCAACACGAGAUUGAUCAAGGUCUCGGACCAGGAGCUCGUCUUGAAGCUUGCGUCGACGACGAAGGACGUACCGAGUUCGUACCCUGCCGAAUUGGAGAGUUCCAAGUUCGGCUUCAAGGUCCGCAUCGAAGGCGGCGACUACGCCAGCUCCCUCGCCAAGGUCAACCAAGGCCUUCUCGACGCCGCCAAGUAUGCCGGCGACGACAACAGGAGCAAGAUGUUGCACGACUACGAGAACAGUUUCAGGACCGGCGAUUUGGAGAAGCACAAGGAUGGCUCGAGGAAGUGGGUCAAGGAUCAGGGACCGGUCGUCGAGAGUUAUAUUGGGUUCAUUGAGAGCUACGUCGAUCCUUUUGGCGCGAGGGCCGAAUUUGAGGGCUUUGUCGCCGUCGUCAACAAGGAGGUGAGUCGUCGUGGACGCUAAAGGAUACGUCGAAUACCUCCCAAACUGAUCGAACUCUGCUCUACUUGCGCCUCCUUGCCGACAGCAAAGCAAAAAGUUUGCCAUCCUCGUCGACAAGGCGCCUCAUCUGAUCCAAGACCUCCCCUGGGGCAAGUCGUUCGAAGUCGAUACCUUCCAAAGGCCCGACUUCACCGCCCUCGAGAUCCUCUCCUUCGCGACCGGUGGUAUCCCCGCCGGUAUCAAUAUCCCGAAUUAUCAUGAUGUGAGGGAACAGGAUGGCUUCAAGAACGUGUCGUUGGUCAACAUCUUGGCGGCCAAAGCCGCGGGCGAGGUGUUGACGUUCAUUGCGCCCGAGGAGAGGGAGGGGUACGAAAAGUGGGUCGAUCGCUGCUUUGAAGUGCAAGUUUGCAAUCACGAGGUGAGUGUACGAGUGUGUGCGUGCUCGGUCAAAGGGUUAUAUUACUAGCUAUAGGGAAAAGCUGACGGAUCUGCUUCAUCGUCUUGACGAACCCAGCUCCUCGGUCACGGUACCGGUAAACUCUUGCAAGCCCGUCCCGACGGUUCGCUCAACUUUGAUCGCUCAACCGUCCUGAACCCUUUGACGAACCAACCCAUCGAAUCAUGGUACCAACCCGGCGAGACGUACGGAUCACGUAUCGGGCCUGUCUCGAGCGCGAUGGAAGAAUGUCGUGCCGAGGCCGUGGCCCUGUACCUCGCGAGUCAUCGGGAGAUUCAAGAGAUCUUUGAGAUUACCGAACAAGUGGAUAGGGAGGAUUUGGUGUACUAUACGUUCUUGAGCAUGGCUAGGGCCGGCGUCAAGGCGCUUGAAUGGUAUGAUCCACUGACGGGCAGACAUGGGCAGGCGCAUAUGGAGUGAGUUUUGGGGGGUGCGGGAUGUUGGCUUGAGCAGGAGACUGAUCGGUGUUCUUUGUGCUUGUGCAGGGCUCGUCAUGGGAUCACCAAUUGGUUGAUCGAGCACGGUAUCGUCUCCCUCGAGACGAAACUCGACGCACAGGGUAAACUCGUCGAUGCGUACGCCAGGGUCGAUCGUCAGGCGUGUCUCGAGAAGGGCAAGAAGGUCAUGGGAGGUGGGUUUGAAGAGUCCUUCUCAAGCCGUAAUCGUGUGACGAUACUGAAUUGUUUUGGGAUUCGUCCUUAGAUCUGUUGCUUCACCUCCAAAUCCUUAAAUCGACAGGCGACGGACCCGGUGCGACCGCCUUCUUCAAGAAACUGACGACCCCUUCAAAAGAAUGGGUCGACGAACUGAGGCCGUUGGUGUUGAGCAGCAAGUUGCCGAGGAAGAUCUUCGUGCAGCCCAAUACGGUCGUGACGGCGGAGAGCGGGGAGGUCGAGCUGAGGGAGUACGAGGUUAGUUUGGAAGGCGUUAUCAGGAGUUUUGUGGAGAGGCGACUUUGA
Molecule: messenger RNA, 2817 nt
Organism: Microbotryum saponariae
Lineage: Eukaryota; Fungi; Basidiomycota; Microbotryomycetes; Microbotryales; Microbotryaceae
Source: the annotation of a GenBank genome assembly